Coniophora puteana RWD-64-598 SS2 is the source of this 303-nucleotide messenger RNA. RefSeq lists its product as uncharacterized. NCBI's taxonomy places the organism in Eukaryota, Fungi, Basidiomycota, Agaricomycetes, Boletales, Coniophoraceae. The record is from RefSeq and is a predicted model, not a curated record. The transcript has 2 exons. The annotation marks the transcript as partial.
CUCGCCUACGCGCAGUUUGGUUUCUUCGACCAAAUGUUCGGUCAUCAACAACAGCACGCUCAGCGGGGGAACUCUGGAGGGGCUUCGCAGUGGGCAGUACAUGCCGACGCAGUCUCAUGCUCGCAGUAUCUCUGCCCAGACACCCUGAUUUGCGUUUCGCGGCCUGCAGACUGUCCCUGUCCCAAUGUGGAAGAUGUCAAGUGCACAAUCCCGGACUCUCAGGACAAAGGGUCCGCUACUGUGCUGUGCGUUCGCGGAGAGAAGGAGUGCGCCAGUGUAGAACAGUUAACGAGAAAGCAUUCG